Rana temporaria (common frog) is the source of this 6600-nucleotide messenger RNA. RefSeq names its product adducin 1 (gene ADD1). The transcript has 18 exons. Bases 259 to 2847 code for a protein of 862 amino acids. Gene Ontology annotation, biological process: positive regulation of adherens junction organization; positive regulation of establishment of endothelial barrier; barbed-end actin filament capping. The record is from RefSeq and is a predicted model, not a curated record. Gene Ontology annotation, molecular function: actin filament binding. Gene Ontology annotation, cellular component: plasma membrane; cytoskeleton; postsynaptic density. NCBI's taxonomy places the organism in Eukaryota, Metazoa, Chordata, Amphibia, Anura, Ranidae.
AGUGGUGAGGCGCGUUGCGGUGUGUCGGGUUGCUCAGCAGGGGGCGGUGUGGAGAGGGCCAUCGCUGUGAUACCGUGCGGUAAAUAGGGUGAGGAGCCGCCCCGUACACACCGAGCGGUGACAGGAGAGGAGGGCGGAGCCGGGGAGACCCAUACAAUCCCAGGGGAGAGUGAGAGAGAGAGAGGAGCAUCGUACGGAGGAGACCAUCUUCUCCUCCCGGGACACCGAGCUCAUCCACGGACCGGUUAAGAGUGAGCUAUGAAUGGUGAUUCCAGUGCAGGGGUGGUGACUUCACCACCCCCUACGAAUGCUCCCCACAAGGAAAAAUAUUUUGACCGGGUGGAUGAGAAUAACCCGGAGUACCUUAGAGAAAGAAACAUGGCACCUGAUCUUCGACAGGACUUCAACAUGAUGGAGCAGAAAAAGAGAGUUUCUAUGAUACUUCAAAGCCCGGCCUUUUGUGAAGAACUGGAAACCAUGAUCCAGGACCAAUUCAAGAAAGGAAAAAAUCCCACUGGGUUAUUGGCAUUACAACAAAUAGCAGACUUUAUGACCACAAGUGUACCAAGUGUUUACCCAUCAGCCCCACAGGGUGGAAUGGCAGCAUUAAACCUGAGCUUGGGAAUGGUCACACCUGUGAAUGAUCUUCGAGGCUCUGACUCCAUUGCUUAUGAAAAGGGAGAAAAAUUGCUUAGAUGUAAACUAGCCGCAUUUUACCGACUAGCUGAUCUGUUCGGAUGGUCCCAGCUGAUCUACAAUCACAUUACAGUCAGAGCGAGUUCAGAGCAAGAACACUUCCUGAUUGUUCCCUUUGGACUUCUGUACAGUGAAGUUACUGCAUCUAGUCUGGUUAAAGUCAACCUACAAGGUGAAAUGAUUGACCGUGGCAGCACUAACUUAGGAGUGAAUAAAGCUGGUUUCACUUUGCAUUCUGCUAUAUAUGCUGCACGACCUGACGUAAAAUGCAUUGUUCAUAUCCACACCCCCGCCGGUGCUGCAGUGUCUGCAAUGAAAUGCGGCUUGUUGCCGCUGUCUCCAGAAUGUUUGUGUCUAGGAGAGGUGACCUAUCAUGACUAUCAUGGAAUACUAGUUGAUGAAGAAGAAAAAGUAUUAAUUCAAAAGAACUUGGGUCCUAGAAGCAAAGUACUAAUACUCAGAAACCACGGACUGGUAACUAUGGGAGAGACCGUAGAAGAAGCUUUCUAUUAUAUUCACAAUCUUGUGUCAGCCUGUGAAAUCCAGGUACGCACCCUUGCCAGUGCAGGAGGUCCAGACAACUUGGUACUACUAGACCCCACCAAAUACAAGAAAUCCCGAGCACCUGAGUCGCCAUCUGGGGAAGGAGUGGCACACCCAAAGUGGCUUGUUGGGGAGCAGGAGUUUGAAGCCCUCAUGAGAAUGCUGGAUAACCUGGGCUAUAGAACUGGCUACCCCUAUCGAUGUCCUGCCCUGCGAGACAAGGCCAAAAAGUACAGUGAUGUAGAGAUCCCUGCCAGCGUUACUGGCUACUCCUUUGGCAGUGACGGUGACUCAGGCACGUGUUCCCCUCUCAGACACAGUUUUCAGAAACAACAGCGCGAGAAGACAAAAUGGCUGAACUCUGGUAGAGCCGAUGAGGCCUCAGAUGAAGGGCAGAACGGAGGCAGCCCCAAGUCGAAGACUAAGGUGUGGACGAACAUUACACACGAUCACGUGAAACCCUUGCUGCAGUCUCUCUCGUCCGGUGUCUGCGUGCCAAGCUGUAUAACCAACUGCUUGUGGACUAAAGAGGAUGGGCUGAGAACUGCCACCUCUACUGUCCCUAGUCUGUUUGUCCCACUGAACACAGAUCCCAAGGAAGUGCAAGAGAUGAGGAACAAGAUAAGGGAUCAGAAUUUGCAAGAUAUUAAAACAGCUGGCCCUCAGUCUCAGCUCCUGAGCGGAUGUGUGAUGGAUCGGAGCAUGGUGCAGAAACUGUCAGUGUUCAGGGAUGCACCUCUAUCAGGCUGUUCCGAAACUCUUGAUGGGUUCGAUCUGUCAGAGCAGGCUUUUAGUCCAUCUAAAAUCCACUCAGUUAGAAAGGGAGAGUUGAUUACUGCAUCAAAAGCCAUCAUUGAGAAGGAGUACCAGCCUCACAUCAUAGUCAGUAAAGCCGGACCAAACCCUUUCAACAAACUGACAGACCGCGAGCUGGACGACUAUCGGAGGGAAGUUGAGCGUAAGCAGAGGGAUAUAACAGGGUCAGAGCUGGAACCAUGGUGUGAGUCAUUGGAGAGAGCAGAAAAUUCAGAGUCUCCUCACAGAGAAUUCCACACUGCUGUCAUCCACGCACUCAACAUCAAACCUGUGCGUUUGCAGAGUCCUUCAGAUCAACUAGAGGAGUUGGCAGAACACAAGGACAUACUCCCUGACACCUCCUUAGUUCGCACUCCUCCCAGCACACCAAUCAAACAAGAAGAAGAGUCUAAUCAAGAGCCAACCUACAGAGAUGACAGUGAUGCUGCAACCUUCAAGCAGACUCUUCCAGAUCUUACCCCAGACGAGCCAUCUGAAUCUCUCUGCUUUCCAGCAGUGGACAAACCAAAUGAAGGAGAAAAUGCUUCUGCCGAGGAGGACCUUCCCAAAGUCCACACAGAAACUGCUCCUGAAGAACACAAAGAACCUGAACCUCAGAACGUUGACUCUUCUCCUGCUGCCGCACCAGCUGCAGAGGAAGCGGAGGCGGCUCAACCAGAGGCUGCACAGGCUGAAAACGCACAAGUCGACGCUGGUAGCGACGAAUCUCCCGGCAAAUCCCCUUCCAAAAAGAAGAAGAAAUUUCGCACUCCUUCUUUCCUGAAGAAGAGCAAGAAGAAGAGUGAGUCGUAGAGAGCUGCAGGAACACUGUCAUAUUUCUAAAGAGUUCCAUUAACCACUAGAAUGUACCCGAUCUUAUUGUUUGUCUCCAUUAUAUAAAGGAAUGCCAGAAAAUUCCAUAACCGAUCCUGCUAGUCAUAGUUUGAUUGUGAAAGGUUAAACCAGGAAAGUCACUUCCAUGUAAGGUGCUAACCUGUGUGUUCAGCAGCUAAUGACACAAACUCUUCACUUCACAUGGCUUUUCAGUUGUGAUUGUACAGCUCAGCUGAAUAGCUAAAUGCACUCCAAAUAGCUUGUGAUUGACACUUUCUGUUAACACUCGAGCAUGUCUUAUGUAAAUAGAUGGCUCUUGCUUUGCUCUGCAGGGGAAAAAGGCAUGUACACAUCAGAGCUCAGCACCUUCCUAUAUGUUGAUAAAAAAAUAAUUAACCUUGUGACCCAACAGGCUUGCCGCCAUCCCUUGCUGUGCGUACUCCGAGCUGCUUUACACUCAGUCCUUUACCUAACCAGUGCUUUCAUGGGGUACACUUGGUUCUAGCUGAAUAAUCUAAGCAAGUAAUUGGCUGUUUGCUGGCGUCAUUUGUGCUUCUUCUCACUAGGAACUGCUGCUGCCUUAAUGACAUGGAAUGAUCACCCAUACCACUUCACUCUAUAACAGUGUAGCGGUCACAUUCUUUUUACGUUCACAAGAAUGAAUGAAUAGGAACUUUGAUAAAUUGUAAAAUUCAUUUUAAACAUACCAUCACAUGUAUGCUUUAUAACUGGAUUCCCCCUACCUUUCUUGGUGUGUCUGCUAUCUUCAGAAUUCCAGGCAGUUCUGUUGUGAGUUUUUGUUGGAUCCACAGCAGAACUGUCACCCUAAAAGUCUACUGGAAAGUGAAUGAUUUGCUUGAAAAGGUGUAUUCCUAGCAGCUGUGGGUAGUGCCACUGUCUGCUUGUACAUUUUACCUGCCUCUCUUCCUAGCUGUUUGUCCUUCUGCAGGGUAAACUUAUAAGUGCGAAGGUACAAAAUGGAUCUUAUGAUGCUCACCUUGCAGCUUUAACCAAAUUGCGUACUAAUACCAUGCUUUGGAAAUAUAACAACUACUAUAAGAAGACCACUGCAGGCUAUUGCUUAAUAACCAAAAGCUCUAUGCACAUCUCAAACACGUUCAAACAUUUCAGUUGAAUUGGUUAAAAUUUCCGCUGCAUCCAAUAUUGAGUAAUACAUUACCUGUUUAAAGUAGAGGAUGCCAUUAUGUGGGCUAAACAUCCAGUGAGGAGAAUUCUGCAAGGGGCACGGCCUGGUUGGUAAUUAAUUGGCUUGGCUAGUGAAGGUGAAACUUAAAGGGUCAGUCAAGCUUUUAGGAAACGUCUGGCUUAUCGCAGCUCUUCCUGAUUAGUGGUGCGAUUUGCUCUUUGGAGUUUUGUUUGGCUCUUCCACAGACAUACUCCAAGUGGUAGAAGGCUUUGAGGUUCUGCUCAGCAGUUGCUACCUUUCUUCCACCAAGAUCUGAAAUAUCGGUCUACUGUUAGGAGAAGAUUAACGAAAACCAUGAAAAAAAUAAUAUUGUAUUACUAAGCUGAAUUAUGGUAGCCAUUGAUCCAGCCUACAACCACACUACCAAGGCCAACCCUUGUCAAGCUCUGAACUAAUGUACCUAAUAUCCAUUCAGCCCACAGCAUGACUCUCUACAAACGGUAGGUACAAUUUAAUAUAUUUCUGCUUGGGUUUUCUAACCGCUUUAAAUAAAAUUCACAGAGUCGGUGUAUAUCUUCACAUUUUAGUUAUAAAUACCUGGAAUGCUGUAUGUGUUCAUAGUGAUGACACUUUUUUUAAAAGUUUAUUCAAGGUUAUUAUCGUUUAAAUGAUCACUUACCAGGAACAAUAUACCCGAUUGUAUCUGCAAGUUGAUGUCUUCCAUGCCAAAAUGAUGAAAAUACAUUUUCUUUUAUUAAGCUCAGCCUAGGAAGAAGGUCUUGUUAACUCCCAGAGGUAACCCAGAGAAUUCUGGUCAGCUGUAGCAUUUUACCUGAAUUUUUUUUUUUUAAGAGGAAAUUAACUGUGAAUGAGAAGUAUUACAGGGAUCAAUUUUCUUUUACAUCUCAAGUACAUUCUUUAUAUUGCACUCAGUUUCUUUGGAAAUGCACUGUGCACCCCAACACACAAGUUGUGUUCAAUAUUUUUGUCCAUUUUUUUUUUUUUUUUCUUAAGCCAAUUCUGGCAAAUUGAAACGCUGUUACAGUUAAAAGCGGUGAAUUCUACAAACUAUUCUCAAUCACAAAUGUAUUUGGGGGGAAGGAAAGGAGAAUUCCAUGAACUUCCAUGCCAAGAUUUGGACUUGACCAUGUUAGUGAGGUGUUGGGUCCAACAAAUUGGAUUUACAGGUUUCAUCUACAGCUCCACCUGCUGCUGAUUUCUUGUACUGCAGGCCAUUGGCAGUCAGCAAUUAACUGUGAAUGCUAUUUUUCCUGGUCAGAUGACCUUUAUACAGAGGUCUAAGUUGGUUGUGUCAUGGAAAUCCCCUUGAAAUACAUAUUUCUCAAUAAAAUACAACACUAGGUUUUAACUGGACAUCACAAAUAAAUGGCAUUGUUUUGUGCCUGCCAUAUGAAGGAUGCAGCUCUUUAUAGAAUGUCACUGCCUCAAUCACUUAAACUUCAGACUAUUUUGAAAUAAAUUACUUCAUUUUUAUAUUUAUAUAUGAUUUGACCUACUUUAUUAUUAUGAGGAGGUGAUGUUAUAAAGGGUUGUUUUUUGCAUUUACAUCCUGCAACUGUAUUACUCAUGCAUGUAGGUAAUGCUUUUAUAAUGUAUAAACUGAUGUACUCGUGACUUACGCCCCACAAGUCUUACGCUAGUCCUUAUUCUUCAUACAUUGCCCCUGUCUUGGUAUACAGUAAAGGAAGCUAUUUUGAUUGUAUAAAACAUAGUUUAGGCCAAGUGUGCACAAAUCCUAUACAACACUAUUUCCCCUUUUUGGAGGGGCGUGUGCCUGUUUGUCUGUUCCUUAAAACUGCCUCUUAACUGCUAAAGUCCACAUUAAAGAGCCUAUUCACCGACCACUUGUGUUUCGGUUAUUGGAUGGGCUCCUCCAUUGAUUAUGCAGUUCUUGCCAGAGACUCUCACCUCCUAUUUUUUUUUUUUUUUAUCCUGCAGAAAUAUUUGAGGCCAUUACAUAGAAAAUACAAAAUUGCCCUUGGUGUGCAGAUCCCUCAUUCUGGUUGGGCCAAGCAGGUGGAGCUAGGACUGACCAGAAUGUCCUGAUAUAGGAAGUAGCCACCAUCCACCUACAGGAUUACAUGCCAGUUCUGUGUGGACAGGCCUUAUAAUAAAAACAAUUCAGCUCUGUCAGUAUACUAAAAUAAAUAAUAAUCAUUUGCUAUGACAUGAAAUGCCUCAUACCACUAUGAUGUCAUUUGUUUCUAAUGACCUGAUGGGCUGCUAUACUGUAGAGCAAAAAGGCUUCCUUCAUUGUGUACCUAAGGCAGAGGUAACAACCUGAUGGGACAUCCUACUAUCCACUAAAGCCUCUGGCUUGUGUUACUCUGCAUUGAAAUUUUGCCGGCUUCAUAUGAUUCUUGUGUGAAAGCUUUUGUUUUAUAUUGGUUGAUGCAUAUCCUUCAUCUCCUUAUUUUCCCGAUGAUUUUAAUUCCAGGUCUUUGUAUCGCAGUUUAGUAUAGUAAUGUACUGAUUACAUUUCAAAAGGGUCAUGUAUUAUUUUUUUCCCCCUCUUCUUUCCUCGUACUGUUAUUUUACUCACAAUAAAAUUGUUUAAACUCUAA